Dendroctonus ponderosae (mountain pine beetle) is the source of this 810-nucleotide messenger RNA. It is a transcript of the gene Gas41, whose product is annotated as YEATS domain-containing protein 4. Gene Ontology annotation, biological process: regulation of DNA-templated transcription. The record is from RefSeq and is a predicted model, not a curated record. The transcript is spliced from 3 exons. The coding region runs from base 99 to 764 and encodes 221 amino acids. NCBI's taxonomy places the organism in Eukaryota, Metazoa, Arthropoda, Insecta, Coleoptera, Curculionidae.
GCGCCCAAAAGCGACAAACCAGAUGAAAGAUGGGUGGUCGGUGCACCUAACCUAUAUCAACUUUGCAUUGCAUCAGCUGCUUUAGGUUCAACAACAACAUGAGCUUGCCAACGGAUUUUGGGCCGGAUUCCGGGGGGCGCAUCAAGGGGGUGUGCAUCGUGAAACCGAUCGUCUACGGCAACAUAGCACGCUACUUUGGCAAGAAACGCGAGGAGGACGGCCACACGCACCAAUGGACCGUCUACGUGAAGCCCUACUACAACGAGGACAUGUCGGGGUACGUGAAAAAGGUGCACUUCAAGCUGCACGAGAGCUACGCGAACCAGAACCGCAUCGUGGUGAAGCCCCCGUACGAAAUCACCGAGACGGGCUGGGGCGAGUUCGAGAUCGUCAUCAAGAUCCACUUCCACGACCCGAACGAGCGCCCCGUCACCAUGUACCACAUUCUGAAGCUGUUCCAUUCGGGGGGCACGCAGGACCUGGGCGCCGAACAGGGCAAGGGCCUGGUCGCUGAGAGCUACGACGAAAUCGUCUUCCAGGACCCCACGCAGCUGAUGCAGCACCUGCUGGUCAACACGCGCCAGUUGACACUGGGCCGCUGGGAGCACCACAGUAAAUUUGAGGAGAAGAAGCAGCAGACGCUUAGGAACAUUAUGGAGGCCAGGCAGAAGGUGCGAUCGGAGAUAGCGGCGAAUAAAAGCAAGCUGCAGCUGGCCAAGGAGACGAUCCAGCAGUUCAAGGAGGAGAUCGCCAAGUGCCAAUAGAAUAGUGUGUAUAUUUGUAAUUAUCAGUAAAUUGGUAGCGAGACUA